This is a messenger RNA of Dreissena polymorpha, 941 nucleotides long. RefSeq lists its product as uncharacterized. The record is from RefSeq and is a predicted model, not a curated record. NCBI's taxonomy places the organism in Eukaryota, Metazoa, Mollusca, Bivalvia, Myida, Dreissenidae. Bases 76 to 555 code for a protein of 159 amino acids. The transcript is spliced from 4 exons.
UAUGUAGCUGUUCGCAACCGUAAAAGAACACAGUUAAUAUCAGACAUAUCAAUUGGGAAAUUAACUCGAAAACAGAUGGGAGCAUCGUCACCAUUGCUCAAGAUCGUUCUCAGUCUGGGUCUCGCCUCGCUCUUUGCCGCUGCCUUCACUUCAGAUGAACGUAUUAUUAAAGUGUCGAUAGAGAGUGAAGUGGAAGAUGGAAGAAAUGUGACCAUUCGCUGCAACUUUCAUGGAAGUCUUACAUUUGAUGUGAUCAACUCAAGCAAUGUAAUCACACCGAUUGGGGGAUGCGACGGAUUCGGCAAGAGCUUUGUAAACACGGCGUUUCUAAGAGAUAAAUACGAUAUAAAGGCCGUUCCAGGUGGUGGAACGCUUACUAUUAUCAAUCUUGAUCAAUCCAGGUAUGGGAAAUACAACUGCAAGGAUGCCUUUAAUGCCACUUCAGCAGACAGCGUCAUUGUUUCACCCGAGGCAAAGGUGAAGAACAACCAAGGAUAUGCGUAUACAUCACUACCGUUCGAGAUGCUUAUAAUAUGUAUUUUAAGAGCAUUGUAACGUCUGACUUAACCCACUUAUGCCUAGUGGACUCCCCCAUCCUUCUAAAUUAGAUCAAUUUAUUUCUAAAAUUAGAGAUGUCUAGUAUAUUUAUUGCUAUAUUUAGAAUAUUUCUUACAGAAAUGCCUUUAAGCAAACAGCGCAGACCUUGAUGAGACGCCGCAUAUGGUCUUUUUUCGAGUCGCUAGGCAUAAAUGGGUUAAGCUUUGUCUCACACAGCUAUUUCUUAAUAAGAAAUUGACUUGUAUACAGAAAUGUACAAAAGCAAUGUUAAUAUACAAAGCCAAAAAAAACAACUUGUGUCAAAUACAUGCAUAAAGACAUAAAUAUUUAGUAGAUAUUUCAGAAGCAAUAUUGAAUUGUAAGGAUAUAAUCAUCUAUCAAAA